AUGAUGAAUGACUACGUCAAUAAUAUUGAACCGGAGAACACUAAGUAUUCGUUAUUUCAGUUACAUCCAAGUUCAUGUACUGCUAUGGAAACUGAAGUGGAGAUAACAGCCAUGUGUUCAUUUUCAAACUUGCUAUUCAUUGGAACAAGCAAGGGUUUAGUAUCUCAGUUGAUUAUUCAAGAGUUGUAUGACGACAAAACAUCAUUUUGUUUCAGUAAUGUUCUAUCAAGGAGAAUAUUUAAUAAGCCGAUUUCAAGACUUGAAACGUCUUCCAAAAAAACUACACUUUCCAUUCUCAGCGAUGAAAGUCUUACCUUAUGUAACGCUGAAAAACUUGAGAUCACGAAUUUUAUUCCAUCUUUCAAAGGCGUUUCAUCAUUCCACUUGUGCUCUUUCGAUGAUGAAAAAGAGAAGCUGUGCAUAGGAUUUAAAUCGGGUUUAAUCCAACUACAUCAUAUUUUUGUAUCGACAUGUAUGCUUGUUUUUGAGACCAGGUUAACAGAAGUUUCACAGUCUCUUUGCAUCUCACCACAAUUUUUAUGUGUUGCAUCGGACAGUAGUUACAUAUCAAUAAAUUUACGUACAAACAGUACUACAGAGUUAUUACGCUCGGUAAAAGAACCAGUACGAAAUUACAUAGUUUAUUUUACUCAGAAUGAAUUUAUUGUUUCUGGUCCAGGAUCAUUGGGUAUUAUUGUCGAUGCUAAUGGUGUAUCUCAUCGUGCACCACUUCAGUUAUCACCAAAUAUAGUAGAAGUUUUUGUGUGGAAAAAUUAUUUCUUCACUAUUACUGACGAAUUUUUUACUAUUCACAACAUCUUGACACAAUCCCAGAUACAAACAAUAAAUCUUCAAAAGCCAUCUGUGGCUUGUUUUUCUGCUGAUGCUCAUUUAUUAUACUUUACUGGAACAUCUGACUGUAUUACUGACACUACAUCCAUCAGAAAUAUUCGAGUCUUAGGACCAGAACGUUGGGAUUUGAUUGCACGGAGGUUCAUCUUAACUGGUUGUCUUAAACAAGCUUUCCUUGUACAACAACAAGAACGAAAUCGUCUUACUCAAGUCAUGCAGUUGCAAGUUGAGAAAUUCAAAUAUGAACAACAAUUAUUCGAUAAGAGACGUCAACGGGUACUUGGACUUUUAGGAUUUUAUCAUUUUGAAAAGGGUGAACUAGAUAAAGCAGCUUCCUACUUUGAACAAAGCACUAUAGACAUACGUGAAAUUUUGUUUCGGUAUUCUGAUCUCUUGCCAAAAGGUUGUUAUUUUAUGCCAAAUUGGUUUUACAAAUUACAUCAGACCAAUCCCGAAGCUAAUCAUGAUAAUGACGAUAAUGCUCAAACAUCUGGAAUUAAUUUAACUAGUGAUUUGUGCAUUUUAAGAGCUGCAGAAGAUUCAGAUAAUGAUCAUGAUCUAACAAUUAGUUCAUCAUGGUUAUUAAAAUAUGAAGAAUUCCUUUUCAACUUUUUGCGUAAACAUCAUAAAAGUAAAUUUGUUGAAAAGCAUUUACAUUUUGUAGAAACUGCCUUAGUUAAACUGUACGUUCGAUUACAACAGGCUGGUAUUCAACCAUAUCCCUAUGAAUUAAUCAUUGAUACGUCUUCUAGUGAUUCUCAGUCAGGUGAAGGUGGUCUCACUAAGUCAACUAGCAAUAAUGAUCAAGGUCUAGUUGAUCUAAUUUCAAGCUUGAUACACAUUGACGUGGAAGAUUUAACUGUCUACUUAGAAAGUAAUAAUGCCUAUCAUGCUUUGGCGCUUAUUUAUCGUUGGCAAGGUAACCUUUCAGGUGCAUUGGAAAUAUGGCGAAAACUAGUUUACAAUGAACUAAAUGAUUCAAGUUUUCCAGGAGUAGAAUUUUAUAUUUCUAUACUAUUAGACCUAUCCGCGCAUAAUUCAACUGACUCUCAGAAACAAUCACCUCAUAAGAGAGCAGCUAUUCAUUCAUCAAAUGAUGUAAAUUAUGAGUUCUCUGUUUAUGCUGAAUUAGUUUGGAAUCAUUUUAUGCAAGCUUUAACAACUAAUCAUGAGAUUAUAGCUGAACAACUCAUGCUACGUUUUCCUAUUCCCACAAGUUAUAUUAAUUCAUCAUGUGAAUUGUCUAUUAUUGAAGACAGUACAACUGAAACUUCCUUGGAAAGUAGCCUUGCGCCAUCCCAAAUUCUAUCACCUAAUCAUAUUAUUCAAACUCUUAUUUCUUCAUAUCCAAAUAUGACAAUGACUUAUUUAAAACAUUUAUGUUCUUCUCUGCCGAAUUGUCAUCCAGAAAAUCAUAAUCUUUUAGGCAAACUUUAUUUAAAUACCCUAUUAAUGAAACUAAAGAGUACUGACAAUUUGUCUGAUGAUGAAAUGAAAAAACGAUUUCGUCAAUUGAGAACUGAAUUUUGCCAACUCAUCCGUUAUUCAUUAUUGAUAUCACAUAAAACACUACUGGACCGUUUAUAUAAUGAGAGUGCUGCAGUUCAAAAGAAACUCAUCUAUGAAUUAGCGAUUCUUGAGGGAAAGGCCAAUAAUCAUGUGAAAGCUUUAAAAUAUCUUAUUGAAGAUGGAAAUGAUUAUAAAGCCGCAUUGUACUAUUGUCUUACAUUCAGCCGUCAACAACCUAUUCAUUAUAGUGCACGUAAUAAUGAUACUAAUGUAAAAUGUAAUACAAUAGCAGUAAAUUCACUUGGUACUUAUCACCAUUGGGACCAGUUUGAAUUUAUGGAAAGUGAUUCUAAUAAUCAAUCAUUAUCUUCCUUGUUAUUUACAACAUUUGUUGAAAUCUGUCUUGAUAGACUUCUUAUUAACGAGAACAAUUCUAAUGAUAUAAAGAAAAUGAUUUUAAAUCUUCUAAAUCAUCCUGACUUAAAAUUUAAUUAUUCAAAGUUAUUAUCUCGUUUACCAUCAACAUGGAAUAUUCUAGAAAUUAAACCAUUCUUACAUAAUGCAUUUCGAUCUACUCUACAUGAAUGGUCAAAAAUUCAGUUAGAAUAUGGUUUAACUAAAUAUAAUACAAAAUUAUCUAUUAUUGAUCUUCCUAAUAAAUCACAUUGUUUAUUAAUUAAUGAUGAUACUUUAUGUUCUAUAUGUCAUCAAUCAAUUUGUAUAUAUGGUCCAUCUAAUAGCUUUGCUUGGCUUAUUCCUAAAAACCAAAUUGUUCAUACUCAUUGUUUAUCAUUUAAUCAAUGA
Molecule: messenger RNA, 3165 nt
Organism: Schistosoma spindalis
Lineage: Eukaryota; Metazoa; Platyhelminthes; Trematoda; Strigeidida; Schistosomatidae
Source: the annotation of a GenBank genome assembly